CUGACUCCGGCUCCUCCCCCUCCUCUUGGUGGCCUCUUCAGCCGCGUUCAGUAGCUUGAUGAAGCUUUCGAAAGGAGGGCUUCACAAGGCAUUACCAAAGUUAAGAGUGAAAAUCCUUCUGGGAAUGGCACUGUAGAACAAUUCUGCUUGGUGGGUCUUCUGUUCAGCUAUCAGUCUGGGUCACCACUACAUCAAGGAUGACUUCGAGACCUUGCCUGCUGAUGAUCAUCCUCUUGGUGUGCACUUCGUACACAGGUGGUGCACUUACAGGAAAGGAGUGUCAAACACCGGACAACAAGAUGGGGGCAUGCAUCCCGCUCCUGAAAUGUCCUUCCCUUUUGCACCGAUUCAACGAAGAACCAUUAACCCCUGCUAGCAAAACCUUUCUACGAGCAAGUAAUUGCGGAGCUGCAGAGCAGUCCGUACCUGACGUGUGUUGCGAGAAAUUGGACCUGCCAACAAUGGGUUGUGGGGAUGGCGUCAUUCCAAAAAUUAUGGGAGGAGAAGAGGCCAAGCUUGGAGAACAUCCGUGGAUGGCGUUAUUUAAUAUAUACUAUUGUAAGUAUUAACCCAGUUUAGUUGCU
Messenger RNA from Thrips palmi, 584 nucleotides. Its product is annotated as CLIP domain-containing serine protease 14D-like. The coding region runs from base 198 to 569 and encodes 123 amino acids. The record is from RefSeq and is a predicted model, not a curated record. The transcript is spliced from 4 exons. Lineage: Eukaryota; Metazoa; Arthropoda; Insecta; Thysanoptera; Thripidae.